AUGCAUCAAAAAUAAAACGCUAUUUAACAUUCUAAAUCCCAAUAAUAAUAGUAAAUAAAAUCAAACAUAAACAAAAAAAAUAUUGAUUAAAAAAAUGAAAAAUCAUCACUAUUAUAAAUCAAAACACUCUAACAGGAAAAACCUUCAAAUUAUAAAAUUUAUUACCUUAAAUAUUUUACAAAACCUGUGAUGUAUAAUAUAGCCAUUUUUCUAAAUUUCAAAGAAAUUUCCGUUAUGAGAAGAGUAAAUGUCUAAUUUAAUUAAACAUUUAUUUCAUGUUUACCAAUCUUUAAGUAGUUUUAUAAUUAACAACACAAUAUAUAAACUGAUUUGCUUAAAUCUAACAUGUUUUAUAAUCAUGUACCCCAAUUAUUAGAAGUUGAUUAUGAAGAAUUUAGAUCUGGAUUUUAAAAUGAAUUUUUAUAUACCUGCCCUGAUAUUAUCAAUAAAUUUUACUUAUAAUGUAUAGAAUUAAUGGUGAAAGUACUUCUAUCAGACUUACCUAAGUGGAAAUUUGCUAAGUACACUUAUGAAAUGAAAGCUAAACUUAUAGAUGAAAAAUUAAAAAUGAAAGAAAAAAUUAUAAAUUUUUAUGAUCUUACAGAUAAAUAAGUCGAAAUCAUUAAAAAUGAAGCUCAUACUUUCAAUUUCUAAUUUAAUAGAAUCAAAUGCUUAUUCUGCCCUCUUUCAAAUUUUGUAUAAAACUUAUUUAUUAUCACUGAAUCAGCAAAUUACAAAGAACUUAAAAAACUAAAAUAAAUUGAACAUCGUAUCAAUCAGAUACAAAAUUUCCUAAAUACAUAUUUUAGGAAUUAAUGA
This is a messenger RNA of Paramecium sonneborni, 819 nucleotides long. The record is from the annotation of a GenBank genome assembly. Lineage: Eukaryota; Ciliophora; Oligohymenophorea; Peniculida; Parameciidae.